Sphaeramia orbicularis (orbiculate cardinalfish) is the source of this 1391-nucleotide messenger RNA. RefSeq names its product nuclear transcription factor Y, beta a (gene nfyba). Lineage: Eukaryota; Metazoa; Chordata; Actinopteri; Kurtiformes; Apogonidae. Gene Ontology annotation, molecular function: protein heterodimerization activity; RNA polymerase II cis-regulatory region sequence-specific DNA binding; DNA-binding transcription activator activity, RNA polymerase II-specific. Bases 267 to 872 code for a protein of 201 amino acids. Gene Ontology annotation, cellular component: CCAAT-binding factor complex; nucleus. The transcript is spliced from 7 exons. Gene Ontology annotation, biological process: regulation of transcription by RNA polymerase II. The record is from RefSeq and is a predicted model, not a curated record.
UUUCUCGUUAGCUCGAAUGGAAAUGUCCGUCUCUGUCUGAUUUUUUAUUUGUUGUCUGAGUGAAUGAGGGCUGCUCAUCAGGAAGUAUUCUGCGUCUGAAACUUUAAAAAUGACUGUUAAACAUUUCAGGCCGAGCUCGUCCUGUUGUGCUCCUCGCGACAAAGAACAGGCCAAAGCAUCCAGUGCACGCGCGACUUGUAGCGGAUUUACAAUGAGAAUAAUUGAUCCGAGGGCCCCUGUGUGUGUGAAUAGGUUAACUACAGAAGAUGGACGGAGACAGUUCGACCACCGACGCCUCUCAGCUGGGCAUCACCGGAGAGUAUGGCCAUUAUGUCCUCCAGUCUCAGGAUGAUGAUGCAGAUGAGAGCCUGAAUGAUCAUGAAGAUGGUGGUGUCAAAGAGAACUACAGGGAGCAGGAUAUCUAUCUGCCUAUUGCCAAUGUAGCUCGCAUCAUGAAGAAUGCUGUCCCACAGACUGGAAAGAUUGCGAAAGAUGCAAAGGAGUGCGUACAGGAGUGUGUGAGUGAGUUCAUUAGCUUCAUCACGUCAGAAGCCAGCGAGCGCUGCCACCAGGAGAAGAGGAAGACCAUCAACGGUGAGGACAUCCUGUUCGCCAUGUCCACACUGGGCUUCGACAUGUAUGUGGAGCCACUGAAGCUUUACCUGCAGAAGUUCAGAGAGGCAAUGAAGGGGGAGAAGGGGAUACCUGGGGUGGCAGUAGGAGAAAGCCUCGGAGAUGAGCUCACAGACGAUAGCUUCACAAAUCCACUUCCAGCGGGGAUAAUCACAGCAGAUGGACAGUCCCAGAACGUCAUGGUAUACACCACCUCAUAUCAACAGAUUCCUACCGUACAGCAGAUCCAGUUUUCAUGACGAGGCCUUACGCUGAGCCUGAACACAGCGGCUACACAUUGGGCCCACGCUCGCCGGAUGACCUCUGACCCUACCACAGGAAAAAGGGGUAGAUGGAUGGAUAGGGAGGGAGGGGGUGGUGUCUGCAUAGACCCUCGUGUACAGAGGAAUCACUACCUGUUCAGUAGAAAGUGUAGUUUCUAGUUGUGAGGUACCAAAUGUUUUGGUGGACAUCCAAACCAGCUGGGAAAUUUGAGGCUUUAUUUUAAAGGCUAGUCUUAUUGCAUAAUUUAGUGGUCAAAAUCUUUCUUGUGCGUGUUAAUAUGUUUGCUUUUAUGCAUUUUAUGUUUAUUUUGGGGUAGAGGGUGGGGUGGGUCAGGGGAAGUGUUGUGUUGAAAUGUUAUUUUUGAACGUCUUCUCUGUUGGAACCGAGAGAAGUGUCACCAUAGAUCAUGCAGCUCUUUUGUAACUUCACACAAUUUACCAUGUGCUUUAAUAUUAUCUUGACCCUUUGAAUAAAAACUCAAAAUGAUGUUGGAA